Messenger RNA from Haliotis rufescens (red abalone), 6279 nucleotides. RefSeq names its product protein OS-9-like. Gene Ontology annotation, biological process: retrograde protein transport, ER to cytosol; endoplasmic reticulum unfolded protein response. The record is from RefSeq and is a predicted model, not a curated record. Bases 9 to 2135 code for a protein of 708 amino acids. The transcript is spliced from 16 exons. Gene Ontology annotation, cellular component: endoplasmic reticulum lumen. Lineage: Eukaryota; Metazoa; Mollusca; Gastropoda; Lepetellida; Haliotidae.
GCUUCAAAAUGGCGACCAAAACAAACAGGCUUUUGCGUGUAUGUUGCCUCCUGGUGCUGUUUCUAGCGCAGUCGAAGUCAUUCCUUGAUUUUGAGGAAUUAAAAUCUACUCAUUAUGGUAUAGAUAUUGUCAACGAACCCGUGAAAAUGGGACAGGAAGUACCUGGCAGCGUUGUCCAGCUAAGUUCGAAGUUCGGCCAGGCGUACCAGUGCAGCUUCCCCAACCAGGUGGAGCAGGAGAAACAGAAGGAAGAGGAGGAGAAGCUGGCCCUGGAGACGGGGAUACUGCAGCUGCUGAAGCCCUUCUCCACACAGGGCUGUCUGUUUAAGACAAAAGAUUGGUGGAGUUAUGAGUUUUGCUAUGGAAAAUAUAUACGCCAAAUGCACAUAGAGGAUGGGAAUGUCAAAGGAGAAGUCAUUUAUCUUGGCCAUUAUGAAUCAGAUUUUGAUUGGGACAAUGACACUUUAAAGGACCAGCGCCUCAGGAGCAGGACUAUCCAUAGCAAGUACCACAGUCAGAACUAUACUAAUGGCACCAAGUGUGAUCUCACGGAGGCAGGCCGCAGAGCCGAAGUCAGGUUUUUCUGUGAGGAAGGAACAAGCGACUACAUUGCCCGUAUAGAUGAGCCGGAGACAUGUGUAUACAUCGUCACCAUAUACACGUCUCACAUCUGCAACCACCCCUACCUCAAGCCCCCCACCCCCAAGAAUCCAGUCCCUAUCACCUGUAAUCCUGUGGUAUCCGAGGAACAGUAUCGGGAAUAUCUCGCAGACGCAGAAGCUGAAAAGGAGAAGAAGCAGUUGGCGCAGAUGGCAAGGGAAGCUGAAGCUGCGACAGCAGCAGCAGCAGCCAGAGCUGUUGCUGACAGUGUAGAUGAUAAAACGGAACUGGAGCCAACAGAAACUGCCACGUCUAUAGAAACAGGCAUAGAAGCACCACCAUCAGACCCGGCCGAGCCUGUCAUCGACGAGGAGACCACGGAUAUGGACAGUAUAUUUGGACCCUCUGUGGAGUCGCUCAUGAAGAAAACACUCAGCAAUGAAAUGAAAAAUUUAGCAGGCCAGUCAACAGAUAAACCUAUUGAUGUCAAGCUGUCAUUCAAAGUUGUAAGAAAUCCAAAAGAUAUCGACAACUUCAUCAAGGAUACUUUUGGACAGGAAGGUGACGAAGGAGCAAUGGAUUCUGGGCCGGCCAGUGAAGCAGCAACCCCAAGAGAUGGACCCUCAGAUCUGGAUUUGGAUCCAGAUCAUGGCGUUGAGGAAGAUUUAAAACAUGAAACCCAUCCUGUUGAGGAUGGUCCACCUGAAGAUGUGGCUGAAGACGAAGAUGUCACUGUGGAUGCAGAGGAAGAAGAACUUAUGGAUGAAUUUGAUAAAGAACUUGGUAAUUUGAAGACAGCUUAUAGAAACAAGAGGAACAAGUUUGCCAACAUGAAAAACAAAGUGCGGGACUCCGUGAAGCUGCAGUUUGAUGAAAUAAUUGAUGAGGCCGAGGAGAUGUAUGGUGAGGAGAUUGACAAGAAGCUGGCCUUCAAGCAGCUCGCCGGGACACUGGACAAACUCAUCACCAAGCUGGAGCACACGGAAAAGGAAAUUGACAAUGUCGACAGAGAACUAGAGCAAUUCAAUAAGAAAACGAUGACCAGUAAAAGCGGAGGGACUCCCAACAUACAAAAACCAAAAGGUCCGGGCAGCCUGACCCCGACAACAAGCAAAGACACUCCCGGCACAAAGGGGGAUGUAGCAGAUGAUGACCGGGUGAAGGUGCGGGUGACCAGAGUCAAGGCCGGUGAUACAGUCAAGGAUGGAACUGAUGUGCCAGAUGAGCAGAAACAGCAGUUGGAGCAGACGGUCAAAGAUGAACUCAUUAAAGCUGGCUUGGACACCGGAGGUGGGAAGAUUCAAGUAAAGAUCAUAACAACUGGUUACUAUGACAACGAAGAUGAUUCCAUUCACAUACUGUCACAGGAAGACACGUCUAAUUUCCAGAAUAUGAUUGUGGCAAUUUUGGGUGGAACAAAUGAAGCCUCCAAAGAAGCAGCAAGACAGCAACAACUAGAAGACAACUACAAUAAUGUUUGGGGACAAGGUAAAAGUAAAAAAUCAAAAAGUAGUAUUAUUGACAAAGGGCAAUAGUAUCAUAGUAACCUGAAAGAUUUCUAUAUUUUCUAUGUAGAGGUAGUUUCCUGGUAUUUGGAUGUUUGGUGCAGGUGGUUGUGGAAUACUUGCAUGAUAUUACACCACAUGACCAAGUGGUAUUCCAUGCUGUCACUUAUUGUUUCCUGAUCUGACAAAUUAAUGAAUAUCAAUGAAAAUGGGUAAAUUAUUGGUUCAUAAAAUAUCUUAAAGAUUUUUUGUUUGUGAUGAAUAAGAUGUAUUUCUCAUUUUGUUCUGCAGUCAGUAUUAGUAUUUUCAUUCAAACAUUUAUUUAUGAAAAUAAACUUUUUGCUGAAUAUUUUGGAUUUUAGAAGUGCUAAGAACUGAGUGACAAUAUUUUGCAAAACCAGUGCAGUUAUUCCAAUCUUAAUUCUGUGACCAGUUCAGUUUCAGAAUUUUGCAAAUUUCAGCUGGCCACAGUUUAGGCUAGUUGGUCAAACAUUGUUGACUUUUUCACAGAGUGACAGCUUAAGAUACAAAAAGUUGGAAUCUUGUACAUAAAAUUGGAAUCCAGUGCAAAAAGUUGGAAUCCAGUGCAAACAUGAAAUUUGAGUUAAAACAUUUCCUUGACAGUGCUUGAAAAUGAAAAAAACAAAUUAGGCGCAUGCAGUUCAUGAGAAACAGGACAUUUAUUUUAGCAAGGCUUAUCUGAUUCAAAGAGUACCAUUCCAGCAUAUUCUCUUGAAUAUUAGCUGAUAUAAAGGGAUGGUAGCACCUAGGAGCGUCUGUGUCAGAUUAUACAGUUUCUGUGUCUUUUUUAUGUGUUUGCUGUUAAAUGAAAUGUGUGCAUAAUGAUUAUCAUGAAGUCUAUUGUGGACAUGUUUGAAGGAUGUAAUAUUGUGUGUAUGAAUUAAUCAAAGCUUGGAGGUAAUCCAAAGACAAAUAGAAUUAGCCAACUAGUGGUUGUGUAACCAAGGCAGGUAUGUCGUUAUCUUGCAAACCAUAUUGAUAUUGAUAAGGUUGAGAACUCAACUUAAACACCUUUGUUGACCUUGAAUAGCUGCAAGAUUACUGAUGCAGUGUGAAACAAUAAUCACUCACUUAAACUCCUCGUGUUGGGAUUUGGAUUGAUCUGGGUUGGACCCACCAUGAUAUUGCUGGAAUAAUGCUAAAAGCGGCGUAAAACCGCAUACUCACUCACUCGCUCACUGGGUUGGAAGUGGUCUUCAGCAUCCCAUGCUUGUCGUAAGAGGCGACUAACUGGAUCGGGCGGUACACUAGUCAUGCCGUAGUUUGAAAGCAGGGUCUGGAUUGCAAUAUUGUUUGUGAUGACCAAGGUGAUAGCCAUAGAUCAUGAAGUCGUAGUCAUCAUGGCAGGUAACCACAUGACACGGGGUGCUGCCUAGUCGUGGUCUACACUGAUGCAAUACCACACUGCAUGUUUAUCUGACGACCCCUCUGUAUAUUGUGUGAGGUGAAGCUUAACCGAUCUUUAACUGCCAAAUCUAAAUGAAAUGGGUGUUUUUUACACAAUCAGAUGGGGUUUGGCCUCAUUUAGAACUGCCUAGAUUCAGGAAUUUCUAUUUCAUCAAAAGAAAACCCACACAGAACACAAUUAUAUUCCUCUAUGGUCCUUACUUUCUGAUGUAUACAUUAUCCAUUACUGUAUAAUCCCAAUGCCUUCGUUAUUGACAUUCAGAACUUGACAAUUAAGUUCAUUUAAGAAAUAUUUGGAAAACUUGACACUGAGUAACUGAUUAGGAAGUUCACCUUAUCCAACGUGCUGUGGAGGGAUAUCAGAUCUUCAUACAGAGAGGUAUCGUAUCAGAGUUAGAUAUCUGAUUUUAGCUUGAUUGUCUCUUGUCAGUCUUCUGUAGGAUGUAUCCUUGCCGUAUCUUAACCCAUAUGACAUCUAAUUCCUUAUCAAGGACUUGCCAUAAAAAACUGGCUUUGGUGUUGUCAAUACAAUCAGAUUCAUCACAAAGUAGUGAUACAUGUAAUUUUUGUAAUAUUUUCAUAAAAUCAUUUUGUAUAUUUUGAGGGUUUUGUAUAUUGUGCAGUGUUUAAUUGUCAAGGGGGUCCCUAGAUUCUGAUGCUUUAUACGAGCAAACCUUCAGACUCCAGGACUAUCCAGUGACUGACAUCAUUUGAAUUGCAUAGAUCAAUGCUCAUGAUGUCAAUCACUGGAUUGUCUGGUCGAGACUUGAAUAUUUACAUACCACCGUAAUAUAGCUGGAAUAUUGCUGAGUGAGGCACUAAACAACAAACAAACAAACAAACAAUUAAACAACCCUUGCACCCACCUUCCUUUUGAACAUUGUUCUUUGAUGCACAUAGGUUCUAGUCAGAUAAUUUCAGUUGUUAAUGUGUACAUAGCUUGUUAUUGGUGUACUAAGUUAAGUAUAUGUGUGUUUAAUGUAUGUAGUUUGUUGGCUUGCUAAUUUAUUUUUAGGACAUUGGUGUUUCUGAUGAAGGAGUUUACAAUAUCAAUAUUAAUCUUUAGAUGUGGCACCAUAACACACCCUCUGGUUUCUCUGAAGUAAUGGGGGAAAUAUUGUGAAAAUUACAAGUCAGAAUUUAGUCCAAUACAGGCAAAAUUAUUUUGAGUUUACAAAGUGUUUUAAAAAAUGUCAUCUUUAAAACUUAUGAUUGUCAAUUUGGCAUAGAUAUUUCGCCGAAUUGUUCAGUCGCCAUCUCAUCAUGAAAUUUCUUGCAUAUAUAAAUCUAGAGUUGUAGCCUUAAUCUUUGAUAUUCAGAUUUUGCCCCAAAUAUCGACCUUUCUCUUACGAGAAAAAAAGAAAGAAAAGCUUGCAGCAGACAAUGGUUCUAAAGUCAUCCAUUUCGUUUAAUUUUUCUUCUCCCCCCCCACCUGCUGCAGGUAAUAUUUGUACAAACAUUCCAUGAUCAAGUUUUUAUUUUUUUCCCCCUCCUCUCCAUUUUUCUUGAAUGAUAAUUAUUGUGAACAAGGUGCUGCUGACUUGUGAUUCACAACAUGGUGUUAGAACUUACAAGAUACAAUCAAACAAAUGUUUUUUUAACUGAAAUAAUCAUUGAACUUACAAGACACGAUGAUAUGACUAUAUACCAAAUGUUUUUUAAGCUGACAAGACACAAAUGACUGAAAAAUAUCUUUUUCUUGAAUUAUGAGAUACAGUCAAACUGCUUGGUAAUAAAUGUGCUUUUAGAACUAACAAGACAUAAUCAAAACUUCAGCUUGAAUAACCAAACGGUGUUUAUGAAUUACACGCCACACUCAAACUACUGAAUAAUGAAAUGUUUUUAGAAGGCACUGAUAAACAGAAACACAUUCACUUUUUGACAAACUUUGUGAUUCUUAGACUCCGGUUUCAUGUCAAAAUAAUUAAUUUUAUCUUUGUUUGUGGUCCAGAUGGAGAACUAGAGUAUUAUAAAUACUGUGUUAUUUGUUCCCAAAUGUGAAUUCUAAUAAUGUGACUUUUAUGUCCGUAUCAUAUAAAACCUGAUAUAGACCCCAUCUUGUAUAUAAAGAAACUCGCCAGUAGAAAUUGAAGAUAAUUUGCCCAAAAUAUUGUUAGAGAAUAUUUUUUUAGUUGUAUGAUAACUGUUAUGUUUUUGUUGUAACUUUCCAACAAAGCGUGUGGAGCACAUCCCCUGCAUCUCUUUCCCCCCCCCCCCCCCCCCCACACUGGAUUUCUACACUUGUCUUUUGAAGAUUUUGAGAACUCAUUUUGCUUUGACCUCCUAAUGUAGUUUUUAUGUGUGUGGAAUAUUACUCUAUUUUUUUAUAAGAUAAGAGUAACAUACCAAGUUUUAUAUAGUGAAGCAUGUCAUUUUAUGUUCAAGCGUGUGCAAAGUCAUACGGGCAGUAAAAUGCAUUGAUGCAUAUGAAACUAAUGUUAUUCAGUGUGGGAAUGCCAAAAAAUAUAUUUGCUUCUAAGGACACAAUUUAUGAUUCUAAUACAAAUCAAAAGUAAUACAUUGCCAGUUUUUAGACUCUAUCUUUUUUAGUUAGAUCUCCAGUCACCCAUUUUGAUGUUAAGAGAUGGCUUUGAACAAGAUGAGGCAAGUCAGGAGAUUGUUUGUAUUGUAACAUAGUUUAUGAUGCCCAGUGUUGGGAUACUGCAGACAGUGGUUAUACUUGGUGUAUCAAGUGUGACGACUUUGUUGUUCAGUUAAUUUAUUGGAAUAAACAUGUUGGUUACAA